Molecule: messenger RNA, 2288 nt
Organism: Hydractinia symbiolongicarpus
Lineage: Eukaryota; Metazoa; Cnidaria; Hydrozoa; Anthoathecata; Hydractiniidae
Exons: 1
Coding region: 281-922 (213 amino acids)
Biological process (GO): piRNA processing
Cellular component (GO): mitochondrion
Molecular function (GO): metal ion binding; RNA endonuclease activity producing 5'-phosphomonoesters, hydrolytic mechanism
Source: RefSeq, a predicted model, not a curated record
GAAUAUAAUGUUAUAAUGACAGUGUUUAUUUUCCUUAUAAAUUCUUGAGGAAAUUGUUGUGUUCGUUGUGGGUAACGUGCAUUGUUUCAUAAAGGAAGCUGUGACUAUUUUCCAGAAAAAACAGCCAGGUCAUUUUUUUGUUCUGCGUUUUUCUAAUUGCAUAUUAUCUUUGAAUCUGAAUUUUUGAGUGUCAAAGGUAAUUUCACUUUUAUUUUAGUUCAAUAAUAAUACUGUAACAUAACAUUUUUAUACAUGUCACAAGAACACAUGUAUUAACUAGAUGAUUUUAACAAUGGCGGGUCGUUCAAUUGGCUAUGUUUGGAUUGCACACGUUAGUCUAACUACCUUGAGGAAUUUACUCUCACUGUCAAUGUUAUCGAUUGUCAAUGCAUUUCAAAGCCAUUCAAAACCUUUAACAAAAGUUCUGUUUUUUCCUGAUAAAAAAAUUGCAUGUAAAUCUUUCAUGAAAACAAAGAAGUGUGCUGCUAAAGAUUGUCACUUUUCACACGAAGAGACCUCUCUAACAUUACUCUUAACUUGUCUUGCAUCUUCACGAAAGAGUUUAGAUGUUUGUGUAUUCACUAUAACAUCACAAGAUUUAGCUGAUGUUUUAAUACAACAGCACAAAGCUGGCAUUGUGGUGCGUGUCAUUACAGAUUGUGAAAAAAUGGAUUUGAACUGCUCACAAAUAGAGCGAUUUCGUGCAAGUGGUAUACAAGUACGUCACGAUAAGACAUCUUACUUUAUGCAUCAUAAGUUUGCAAUUGUCGACAAAAAAGUGUUAAUUAAUGGUUCUUUUAAUUGGACUAGGCAAGCAAUUACUGGCAACCAAGAGAAUGUAAUAAUCACUGAAGCAGUUGAUCUGAUCAAACCAUACUGCAAGCAAUUUGAACAUCUAUGGGAAACAUAUAAGCCUGAAUAAUUAGUUUUUGUUUGGGCUAAUGUGGGACAUAAAACAUUGCAUAGAAACAAGACAACUGCAAACAUAACACACAAUGCAUGUGAAACAAAUGCAGGAUUUCUGCUGCAUCACCUUGUGGGUCAAUGGAUGUCAGGAAAUUACUAAUUACACAAUCCAGUCAGAUAAUAUAAAGAAAACUGCAAACCAUAUAGCAUAGCUCGACAGUUCCUAUUGUACUUAAUUGUCAUUUUGGAUUAAUUUGUGUCGAUGGGUAAGACUCUUUUUUGUUGAAAUAGAUAAUCUUGUAAAACAUAUUUUCUAUAUGUUAAACAUGGUAUGUUAAAUGCAUUACAGACCAUAUUAAUAAUGUAUACAAGAAGUUGAUAAAGGAAUAUACAAAGAAUUCAUCUUUAAUAUCAGCAUAAUGCAUAACAAAUAUGCAGUUGAAAUCAAUCAGUUUUUGUAGAUGUAUGAUAAUUAAUAAGUUGUUGAUUUGCUGAAAUUUCACUGAUCCCAACAACAAUUAAUGUUUAACACCUUACAGCAUUUGUGUUCUGACCCUGUUCCAAAAUAAUAAUUUAUUUUUUUUAGAAAUUUCAUAUUUUUCAGUUAAAAGUGCUUUCCUCUGGUGUACUUAUUAUCUAGAUAUUUUAAACAUCGAUGUACCUAAAAGCAUAUACAAAUGUUUUCUGCAUUACAACAGUUUUCACAAAAUUUACCCCAGAAAUAGAAUAAUUUCAAUUAGAACGUUAACAAUGCAAAACUUCAGUUAAUGUAUGACACAACCAGGUAGAUAUAACCAGGCGACCAAGUUUCUCACUUUAAAGAACACAAAUUCUGGGUUUAAGUAAAUAUUUUCAUUUUCAAAAAAAAACUAAAAUACUAUAAUCCAUCUAACUUUAAACAAUGACAAUGAAAUGAAACAAUUUUGACUAGGGAUGAUACUGGAUGAUGUCAGUGCCUCGUAAUUCAGCUAGGAAGUGCCAAACUCCAGGCUCAAGUUUGAGAAAAAAAUAACAACUCAACUAUAGACUAAAUAAGAUGAAAUUUCCAUAGUAUUGCAUUUCAUUAUUUUUCAAUUUUUUAAAUAUAUUUAAUCCUCACUGUAAAGUGACAAAUCUUGGUUACAAUUGACAACCAAAAUGAGUCACUUCUGGAUACUAAGAAAAAGACAUUGUCAGAAAUUAUAUGGCAAUUUUUGAACAUGAUUUUGUUAAUAAUUUGUUGUACAGAUUAUAAUUGUUUACCUUGGCUACAAUGCAACAAUUUUUACUUGCACAUAUUGUGUUAAAAUUUUAAAAUGCUCAACAUUUUUCUGUUGUUUUAUAAACAUAUUUUAUUAUAUCUUCACCUUUGUAUGCUAACUAUUUAUUUGGAUUUGGUUUUA